Molecule: messenger RNA, 1143 nt
Organism: Paramuricea clavata
Lineage: Eukaryota; Metazoa; Cnidaria; Anthozoa; Malacalcyonacea; Plexauridae
Source: the annotation of a GenBank genome assembly
AUGCCGUUAACUAAUGAGACAGAUGAACCAAGGGUAUCCAAGAAUGAUCUUGAACUGGAAGAAAAAGUGCUUGCAUUAAAGCGAGAAAAACGAGCAAGAAAAACAAAUGUGACAAAAAUUAGACAUAACUUAGAAAAAUUGUGUGCUCAGAAGAGUAAAUUAAAUCGUGAUGAAAUCGAAGCUGAAAUUGAGGCUUUGUGGGAUGCAUUGGAAACGUGCUUAUCUGUGAUGGAUGAAUUGUGUUCGACUUAUAUUAAAUCUAACCAAGCUGAAGCUAAGGAAGCUAUUCUAAAAGAACAGGAAAACUUUGUAUCAGAUGGACACCAGACUGUGGAGAAAGCACAACAAGUAAUCAAAGAAUACUUAUCAAGUAUUUCUGAACAAGGACAUGUAUCAGAAGUAGUCAAUGUAAGCCCGGCGCCCACAGCUGAAGCAAGCCUACCUAGUUCCGAAAGCAAUCCAACUGGAACAACCACAGUCAAUGAUAGUCCAGCACCUGUUGUGGACACAGAAGGCCCACCGAGUUUAGCAAGCAAUCCCACUACCAGUACAAUCACAGCUAAUGUUAGUCCGGACCCUAGAACAACCCAAGCAAGCCCUCCGAGUUUUGCAAGCAAUUUCACUGGUAUAACCCAUCAUCGUCUUAAACCACUAACAGUUCCAGUCUAUUAUGGUGAUAAAACUAGAUUUGAGGAUUUUUGGGCAUUAUUCAUCAGCCUAGUUGAUGAAGGGAGUGAGCCUGUAAAUAUUAAAAUGGCUCGACUACGUCAAAGUCUUUCCGGAAAUGCCCUUGAUGCAAUUCGUGGACUGGGUGUUACGGCGCCAGAGUAUAAUGAGGCUAAGGACAUAUUAAAAUCUAAGUUUGGUGGACAACGUCGUCAGUUGCAAGCUUACCUUGAUCAGUUAGAGAAUAUGCCAACUCUGAAGAACAAUAAUAUUCAGUCUUUCGAAAAGUUUGCUGAUCUUGUGCGGGUAACCGUAGUGAAGUUGGAAGCUGAGGGGCGCAGUGGGGAACUGGGAGAUGGUGCAUUGCAUAGCCUGCUGGUAAAGAAACUAUCGGAACGACAAGUAGAAAAUUACAGUCGAUGGCUUAGUGAACAACAUAAGAUACGGUCAGUGAAAGCGUUGAGAGAGACUGGCUAA